GACACGGAGGGGCUGGAGCCCUGGGCUUCCUAAAGCUGGAGCUGCAUCAUGGACCACCUCAGAGUGCCCCUCUGGCCUCCUGUGGGCCCCCUCUGGCUCCUACUUGCUGGGGCAGCCUGGGCACCCUCACCCAGCCUCCCGGACCCAAAGUUUGAGAGCAAAGCGGCCCUGCUGGCAUCCCGGGCCUCCGAAGAACUUCUGUGCUUCACGCAGCGCUUGGAAGACUUGGUGUGUUUCUGGGAGGAAGCGGCGAGUUCCGGGACGGGCUUCAACUACAGCUUCUCUUACCAGCUUGAGGGUGAGUCACGAAAGUCAUGUCGCCUGCACCAGGCGCCCACCAUCCGCGGCUCGGUGCGGUUUUGGUGUUCACUGCCGACUGCAGACACGUCGAGCUUCGUGCCGCUGGAGCUGCAGGUGACGGCGGCCUCCGGGUCCCCUCGCUACCACCGCAUCAUCCAUAUCAAUGAAGUAGUGCUCCUGGACGCCCCCGCGGGGCUGCUGGCGCGCCCGGCAGAGGAGGGCAGCCACGUGGUACUGCGCUGGCUGCCACCUCCUGGGGCACCUAUGACCACCCACAUCCGCUACGAGGUGGACGUGUCGACAGGCAAUCGGGCAGGGGGGACACAAAGGGUGGAGGUCCUGGAAGGACGCACUGAAUGUAUACUGAGCAACCUGCGGGGCGGGACGCGCUACACCUUCGCUGUUCGAGCGCGCAUGGCCGAGCCGAGCUUCAGCGGAUUCUGGAGCGCCUGGUCUGAGCCCGCGUCGCUGCUGACCGCUAGCGACCUGGACCCUCUCAUCCUGACCCUGUCUCUCAUCCUUGUCCUCAUCUCGCUGUUGCUGGCAGUGCUGGCCCUGCUGUCCCACCGCCGGGCUCUGCAGCAGAAGAUCUGGCCUGGCAUCCCAAACCCAGAGAGGGAGUUCGAGGGUCUCUUCACCACCCACAAGGGUAACUUCCAGCUGUGGCUGCUGCAGCAGGACAGCUGUCUCUGGUGGAGCCCAAGCAGCUCCUUCCCCGAGGACCCACCUGCCCACCUAGAAGUUCUCUCAGAGCGUCCUUGGGGAGUGACACAGGCUGGGCAUGCAGAGGCCAAUGAGGAAGGACCCUUACUGGAGCCAGUGGGCAGCGAGCAUGCCCAGGACACCUACCUGGUACUGGAUGAGUGGUUGCUGCCCCGGAGCCCAGGCAGUGAGAACCUCUCAAGAUCUGGGGACAGUGUGGACCCGGUGACUAUGGAUGAAGGUUCAGAAACAUCUUCCUGCCCCUCUGACUUGGCCUCAAAGCCCAGGCCAGAGGGAACCUCACCUUCCAGCUUUGAGUACACCAUCCUGGACCCCAGCUCUCAGCUCCUGUGUCCUCGGGCACUGCCUCCUGAGCCACCUCCCACCCCACCUCACCUGAAGUACCUGUAUCUUGUGGUGUCCGAUUCGGGUAUCUCAACAGAUUACAGUUCAGGGGGUUCCCAGGGAGUCCGCGGGGACUCGUCUGAUGGCCCCUACUCUCACCCCUAUGAAAAUAGCCUUGUUCCAGGCCCAGAACCUCUGCACCGUAGCUACGUGGCCUGCUCCUAGGACUCCAGCCUGCAGCAUGCAGAUCCCAAGCCCACGACUUCUUGAACGGGAUAGGUAAGGCCAUUAAAGUCAUGGCCGAC
Messenger RNA from Acomys russatus (golden spiny mouse), 1652 nucleotides. RefSeq names its product erythropoietin receptor (gene Epor). Gene Ontology annotation, biological process: cytokine-mediated signaling pathway; positive regulation of cell population proliferation; hemopoiesis. Gene Ontology annotation, molecular function: protein binding; erythropoietin receptor activity. The record is from RefSeq and is a predicted model, not a curated record. The coding region runs from base 49 to 1572 and encodes 507 amino acids. The transcript is spliced from 8 exons. Gene Ontology annotation, cellular component: external side of plasma membrane; membrane. Lineage: Eukaryota; Metazoa; Chordata; Mammalia; Rodentia; Muridae.